Zeugodacus cucurbitae (melon fly) is the source of this 2731-nucleotide messenger RNA. RefSeq names its product O-acyltransferase like protein. The coding region runs from base 455 to 2590 and encodes 711 amino acids. NCBI's taxonomy places the organism in Eukaryota, Metazoa, Arthropoda, Insecta, Diptera, Tephritidae. The record is from RefSeq and is a predicted model, not a curated record. Gene Ontology annotation, molecular function: acyltransferase activity, transferring groups other than amino-acyl groups. The transcript has 6 exons.
AUAUCAUUUGUGCUAACACUUUAUUGCACUUUAGUUUAAUAAAUAUGAGCGGAUAAGAAGUUUCAGUGGCAGUACGUGUGUGACGUUAAGGCGCUCCGAUUUCAAUCUCGUUGACCGGGAAGUGAAAUAGAAAGGAACAUUUUUAAAGUGAGAGUGAAUGUGGAAACAUUUAAGGGAUGCUGGACGGUAAAAAACGAAUAUAAGAAGAAUAGAUGCAAACAUUCAAGUGCCAAAUUUCAUAAGAAAUAAAAAGGGAGAGAAAAGUGAGAAAUAAGCCAAAAAUUAUUUUUGCUUUCAACAUCAAGUGAUUAUAUGGAACUGUUUUCGAUAAGUUUGUGGAAAAUAGCAAGAUUUGUGAAUAUCCUUUGCCAAAGAAAAAUUAUGGAAAUAUAAAAGGAGGACCUGAAUCAACACUAAAAUAAAUUAAAUUUAACAAACAAUUUAAACAGUAAAAAUGUCGGAAGUUAAACUGUAUCCAGUUGUGGUGUUAUUUACACUGCUGUGCUGCGUAUUUAGCACCGCCAAUAUAGUGGAUACUAACAGCGAUCAAUAUCAACUAAUGCAACGUUCGUCAAUACUCUUCGGUCUAACAGUUAUCAGUCGUCCGGAUGUGGUGAGCCACAGCUGUUAUACACAACUGCAGGAGACACAGAAGGCUAUGCUAAUGCAACAGCCAUGGGCCAUGAAGAUGUAUGAUGGGUCAGGUUUCAGAGAGCCUGGCUUCAUAAUGGGCAAUGGCAUCUGGUUGGGCAGUCGUAACACUUGUAAUGCUGUUAAAACACCCGUCAAUCUCAAACUAUCGACGCAUAUACCACAUAAAAUGAAUCCGAAAAUAAUGACAGACACAGCACCAUUCCCCACGGACUAUCGCGUGGUCAACUUAUGGCAUAAUUCCACAUGGCAAAUAGAUCCGGUAUAUCCCUUCUAUGAACCGCGCAUAAUGAUCGGUUUAUGUUUGCCGAGCGCUUGCUCAAUACCCGAGAUUGGUCAACUAAUGGCCAUCUAUGUGGAGCAUGAUCUGUUCGUGUCGAAUGAUAUUUAUAAUAUGCGCAUGCGUGUUGAGAGUGUGAAAGAUUUGAAACUGCGUGAUGGUUUCUUCUCAAGACCUUCAACGAUGUUGUUUAUCGGUUUCUGGUUAAUGACACUGCUGUUGUCUUUACUCGCUUUGGCGAGACGCAUGAAGCGUAACAGCGAAACAGGUCAGGUGGUCGCAAAUGGCACGAAGUCAACAACGAGCGUUCAUUCAAAUACGAAGAGCCAAAAGAAUACAAAGUUUUCGCAUAAUGGAUUUGUCGAUUGUUUCGAUGUACAAAACAAUUGGGAGUUGCUAUUCCCAACGGAUCCAAAUGCUGCUACCGGCGGGACUGAAGCUUUUCCGGCAGUGAAUGGUUUACGUUUUUAUGGCGCAAUGGGCGUGGUAUUAUUCCAUCUACUGUGUAUCAGCUAUCUGGCUUCGAAUAAUAAAUCGGAGCAUUACAAAUUAACUAGUAGUAUUGGAAAUUUCGAUAUUUUCGUGGAUUUGUUUUUUACAAUGAGUGGCUUCCUGCAAACAUACCAUUUUUUCCGAGACACCAAAACUAUUGAAACAAUACGCCAAAGUGGUUUAAUGAAGAAUACGAAAGUGGUAUUUAUGUACAUAAUGCAUCGUUUGAUCAGAUUGGGUCCACUGUACGUACUAGUUAUGUGCCUAGCCGAUGCUGGAGCGCUUAUGAUGGACGAUAUCACGGUUUUUCAAUUUAGUCAUCGCUUAUACGACAACUGCGAGAUGUAUUGGUGGCGCAGUGCGCUCUUCAUACAAAAUCUCUUCAACCACAACGACAUGUGCGUGUUUUGGUCGUGGUCAUCAGCAUGCGAUAUGCAAUUCUAUAUCUUCAGUAUAAUUCUACUUUUCACCUAUGUGAAACAUCCCAAAGUGGGCAAAGCGCUUACUUUAGCCACGGUCGUCGCAAAUAUGGUCUAUACCUUCUAUACCGGCAUCACAAUGGAUUAUAAGUUUUCGUUUGAGACAACUACGAUGCUCUUCACCGAGCUCUAUAUGAAUCCGCUGUCACGUAUACUGGCCUAUGUAAUUGGCGGCGUGGCCGGUUGGUUUUUCGUACAAAAUCAACAGAAGCAACUCUAUGCGAAUUUCUUUCAAAAUCAAUCGCUACAAGAGUUUCUUGGCUAUUUGGCCAUCAUUGGGUUCUUCACUUGCAAUUUUGCCAAAGUCUCACAGGGUUACACAGUGGUUUCCUAUGUGAUACUGUUGACCAUACAACGUCUGGUGUUCUCGUCGAGUGUUUGUUGCUUGAUAUUCGCAAAUGCGGCGGGCAGCGUGAAAUGGUUCUUUGGUAUAUUGGAGAAUCCCAUCUUCAAGAAAUUUAAUCAAAUCACUUAUGCGAUGUUCUUGAUAAAUCCAUUGCCUAUGGUGCUGUUGACAAGUAUGAAUAAUACAAGUCGUUAUGCCGGUCCAUUUAAUUUGGCAAUCGAAUAUAUUGGCGUUUGCGCAAUGCUGUACUUCAUCUGCACAAUUUUCACAUUGUUUUUCGAAGUACCCUAUAAAAAUAUAUCUAAAAUGUUGGUGCAGCGCACCAAAGCGAAGACGAACUAAGCACAUUUUACUGGUGCAAGCUGUGAUGGAAUUAAGUCUAAUAUUGCAAAUGUAUUUAUUGUAACAAUAGAAACAUUUUUUGCAACAAAAAAUAUAGAUAAUAUAUUUAAGAUGUUAAUAAAAAUAUAAUAAUUUUAAGGA